This is a messenger RNA of Penicillium atrosanguineum, 705 nucleotides long. Its product is annotated as putative flavoprotein. NCBI's taxonomy places the organism in Eukaryota, Fungi, Ascomycota, Eurotiomycetes, Eurotiales, Aspergillaceae. The coding region runs from base 1 to 705 and encodes 234 amino acids. The transcript is spliced from 3 exons. Gene Ontology annotation, molecular function: FMN binding; phosphopantothenoylcysteine decarboxylase activity. Gene Ontology annotation, cellular component: phosphopantothenoylcysteine decarboxylase complex. Gene Ontology annotation, biological process: coenzyme A biosynthetic process. The record is from RefSeq and is a predicted model, not a curated record.
AUGGCAGGCACAUUCUCUGCUAAACAGCAUCUACAGGACAAUAAAACUCAUAUAUUAUUGGCUGCCUCUGGCUCGGUAGCAACAAUCAAGCUGCCCAAUAUUACCGAGGCUUUGAGCCGCUAUGGGAAUGUCUCGAUUCGGAUCAUAGUCACCGAGUCUGCAGAGAAGUUCCUCGCUGGCCAAAGCUCAGAGCAGCCAGUUCUCGACUGCCUAGAACAGAUCGACGGUGUCGAUGGUAUUUAUCGCGAUGAAGAUGAAUGGGCUACGCCAUGGAAACGGGAGGCUUCCAUUUUACAUAUUGAGCUACGGAAAUGGGCCCAUAUCUUACUAGUGGCGCCAUUAUCAGCCAACACUAUGGCGAAAAUGACCAUGGGAAUUGCAGAUAACCUCCUACUUUCCGUUAUCAGAGCCUGGGAUACGACGGGCCUGGUCGACGGAGACUUCAAGGGCCGGAAGCCCAUCAUCUUCGUGGCUCCGGCAAUGAACACCGCUAUGUGGAGGCAUCCGGUCACCGAGAAACAGUUGAAAGUCCUACAAGAAGAGUGGGGGCACACAGAUCUCAAUCCAGAAGGUUGGGUAACUGUCCUGUCCCCUAUAGUGAAGUCUCUCGCGUGCGGAGACGUUGGAACGGGCGCAAUGAUGGAUUGGAGGGACAUCGCCAGCAUCGUCCAGGAACACUUGGGCCUUUCGGUGACCGAGUCCUAA